Formica exsecta is the source of this 1441-nucleotide messenger RNA. RefSeq lists its product as uncharacterized. The coding region runs from base 35 to 760 and encodes 241 amino acids. NCBI's taxonomy places the organism in Eukaryota, Metazoa, Arthropoda, Insecta, Hymenoptera, Formicidae. The record is from RefSeq and is a predicted model, not a curated record. The transcript is spliced from 2 exons.
AGCGGGAUUCACUACAUCCUCAAAGUAAUCAAGAAUGGAUCCUCUCCAAUUUGAUAAAAUGUCAACGGAGAAACUGAAAGCGGAAACACGCCGCUACAGACUUCCUUCAACAGACGAUCGAAAUAAAAUGAUCGAACAACUCUUGGCUCAUUACGAGAGUAACAGUCCGGCAGUGGACCUACUUAGUCAAAGACAGGCCACUCAGGUUCAGGAGGAACAUACAGGAGUCGCGAUGAACGCGCUGGCGACCGCGAUUACCAACCAGAUGCAGCAAAUGCAGCAGGCCAUGCUACAACAGCAUCUACAGCAGCAGGAGCUGCUCCGACAAUUGCUACAACCUCUUACGAGGGACCAACAACAGGAACGGGCGAAUCAAGGAUCGUCGUAUCAAUCGAGACAGCCGAGGUCAGAAGCCCCAUCUCCUUCGAGUCAGGGUCAAUCACAGCAUUCGGCGAUAUCGGCUGCACCAUCUACACACGCCGUCUCGAUGUUGGCAUCACAAAUUCCGGAGUUCGGAGGCCAAGAAGACGAAAACGUGGACCUAUGGGUUAAACGUGUCGAGCAAGUAUCACGCAUUCACGGCGCACACGAGGACAUUACGUUCCUCGCAUCGACGACAAGAAACAAUGCAUCAAAUCACAGCGGCAUCGAAGGACGGCGACAGAAAACCGUUACAGACUCCAAAAGCCUUCAAAUCCAAGGAUGCACCAACCAGUUGUGGAUCCUGUGGCAAACAAGGGCACCUGCAAAAGGACUGUAGAAAGUCCUCCACUUUUUGUGCAUAUUGCAAAACACCGGGUCAUCUACGUGCAGAUUGCUUCAAGCUAAGAAGAAAGGAACAAACGACGACGUCACCACAGUCAACUCCAGUAGCAACCGUAGAAACAGCGGAGGUCACCUUGGAAGACAACGACUCGAUCGCUUUAGUUUUGCCGGAUAACGGUAGGAAUCUUAUAAUAGAUGAGGCACUCGCGAAAAUAACAAGGUUAAAUAACAACCAUUGUUCUUUGCUCGCACUUGUUGACACCGGUAGUCCGAUUUCUUUUGUCAAGCGAGAUAUAUACAAGACGUUUCUGGAACAUUCCGCUAAACAUUUGUCUCCUUCAGGUUUUUCUUACAAGGCUUUAAAUAAUAAACCGAUACAAGUUUCGGGUUUGACAAAAACGACAAUAAUAUUAGAGCAACUACCUUAUUUGCAACUACAAAUAACUCUAUACAUCCUUGAAGAAAAUAGUAUCGCCGCGGAUUUAAUUAUAGGUCGAGAUUUUCUCAAUAAUCAAAAAUAACCGCGACUUAUAAUCCAAGACCGGUAAAUAACGACCAAGUUACACAUAAUUUUCCAAUAGCUCUUCUACAGUUAUUAGCAUGUCAAGUAGAAAAUACUAUUGAAGAUACUCUAAAUGAUAUUGUCAUUGAUUUUGACUUAUCCGCAAAAACUCAA